UGUGGGAGGAAACAAGGAAGGAUAUGACCCACAUUUUCUUCCCCUCCAAGCAGAGUAAGCAACUGAACAUUCAUUUCACCUCCUUCUCUUAAGAAUAUCACAUCCAAUUUCCUAUCAUGAAUACAACCCAUCUGUCUUUUCCCUCCUGAAAUUUCCUUUGUUGGGAUCUUACCUGUGAAACAAGCCAGUGGUAGUCAUCCCCAUGGCUCUAUAGGGAACCCAACACUCCUUUCCUGCCCUUCAUGUGCUUCGUACAUUGGCAUGUUCUCCUUUCCCCACUGUGCUACUGAGCACUGAAUCUUCUUUCUUGUGGAACCGAGUAUACUAAUAUUCUCUCGGGCUGUUGCUUCAUCGGUUCUACUGGCAUUGUAUAAGAUAAUUACCGAGCCACCACAUCAUCUCCUGGAGCUCAGAGUGAAGGAAAUAAGAGGGAGACGGAGAGGAGAGAGGAAGGUUUGAAUCUUGUGGGGGCAAAGUAGCUCUUGGCCUGUAUGUUUUGGAGAAACUUUCACAGGGUGGAGAAAAGAGAACUCUUUCUUCGAAGCAUUUUGAAGCACUGGGUUUUCUAAAUUUUCUGCUUCCAAGAAUGGCAAACGUCAGAAAGUUUGAGAAGAAGAAGAAGAAGAAGAGAGACUGCAACUUUUAAUGGUGGGGAGCUGAGAGGAAUGUUAGUGACUUCGUAUGCAGGUGGUUUCAUUUGAUUGGGCAAAUAGAUCAGAUCUCAGCAAAGGUUUAAAGACCGUUAGUGAUUGUGCUGGUCAAAAGAUAGCUCCGGAUUCAAGGGUAGAACUUGCUUGAGCCAUAGACUUUACCUCAGAAAGCAAAGGCUGCCCUUUCCCUAAGAUUAUUUUAGCUUUUGUAGUUUGGGAAGUGAUUGUUACAAAACCUCUUCCCAAGAGUGCUGAACUCUGGGUUUGACCGCUGUGUUGAUGAGAUUAAAAGCAUAGAUUUGGAGUUUCAUUGUUUCAGGAAGAGGGGAAUUCUUCACUUAGAGAAGGAAGAUUGGAAAUGUCUGCUAAACUCUUACAGGCCUUGACAGAUGACAAUCCUGAUUUGCAGAAACAAAUUGGAUGCAUGACAGGGAUUUUUCAGCUGUUUGAUAGGGGUCACCUGGUCUCGGGAAGGCGCCUAUAUGGCCAACAACAUAAAAGGCUCCCUGCAGAUCACCCUCAAUUUAGUAACAGAAAGGUGGGAGCUGAGGAAGCCGCAGUUUCUCCUCGAACUUCCAUGGCAAAGGGUCAAAUCCAGAGGCAGCGGAAAAAUAAAGACUCGUCCAUAGAUUCCCAAUCGUCGUCCUCUUGCUCUUCAUCAUUCUCUUCAGCAGAAUGUAACAGGAAUUCUCUCACUGGGCCUCCUUGCUUUGAUGAAACGCUGAAUUCACAGAAACCUCAUGGUUCGGCCACAGAUAACAAGCCUGGAAUAUCAUCUCCUUGGAAUGGCCACACUAAUUUUGUGCCUCAGACUGGGAGGCAAACCAUUGAUUUCCGAGAAAUAGUGAAGGAAUCAAUGUACAGAGAGAUGAGGGGAUUGUCCAUCAAUACCAGAGCCAAAGAUGAAAUUGCAAAUCACUUGGCGAAAACAAGAGAUUCUCCAAGGUCCUUGCAAGUCUCGAAAUUUGUGGAUGAAUGUUCUUUGAAAAGUGCAAGUGCUAAGUCCAAGAUGCCCAUAGAUUUGAAUGAGUCACUCAGAGUUCUUGCAAGACUUAAAGAAGGCCCAUGGCACGCUGCAGAAUCCAGUGACCUAACUAGAGCUUCCUAUGGAGUGAAAGAGAAUUCAUUAUGUUCAGUAUCAAGAGAAGGUCCUCGAUUCUCCUAUGAUGGAAGAGAAACUGCUCGAUCUUCCUUUGAUUCAAGGGACAACAUGAAACCCACAUCAAAACUCAAAGAACUCCCACGUUUAUCAUUAGAUGGGAGAGACUGUUCAUCUAGAAGUUCCAAUUUUGACAUGAAAUCUAGUUCCAACUUGAAAGGCCUAGAGAAUCGUAAUAGCCACUGGGACAGUGAUAACAGACAAUCACCAAGUAUAGUUGCAAAGCUCAUGGGGCUGGACACAGUGCCUAGCUCAAGACCAGUAGCUGUAGAAGGCCAGAAAUCUCUGCACUCAGCAAGAACCAGCAACCACUCUGCUACACCCAAAGUUACUGAAGAAAGUAAACUUGAUCGAUCUCUGCUUUCUCCAAGAACUCCUAGGGAAGCAGUAUCUCCACGAGGAAGGAAUACUGAGGCCACGAAAAGGCCAAUUUGUAAUCCACGGUUUCCCAUAGAAACUGCUCCCUGGAAGCAUUCCGAGGGAAAUCCUGCCUCUUCAAAUAAGGACCUCAAAGCUCAUGAUUCACGAACAAAACUGCAGGCUUCCCAGUUCGUCUUGACUGAGAUUGAAAAACGGUUGAGACAAAUGACAUUUCAACAGUCUGAAAAGGAUGUCAGAGCUAUUUUGGAUGCAAUGCAGGCCAAGAUGCUUCUGGACACCAAAAAGGUACAGCCGGGUAGAUCUCAGCAUUUUACUGCUCCAAAAAUAUCCUUGGACCAAACUCAUGAUGAACAUGUACUAGAGACAUGCAAUCCAAACUCACUUCCAACUAGGCAAGGCUGUUCAUCAAGAGCUUUUGAAUCACCAAUUGUGAUCAUGAAGCCUGCGAAGUACAUUGACAAGUACAGCAUUGCCACUUCUGUCAUCCAUUGCGACAGUUUGUCUUUUCCAGUGAGCAAAAGAUUGACGGGAGAUUUGCAACAAGUUGACAGCAGAAAGAGCUCCAGACAACCGAAGGAUCCAACUCCCAUAACUAAUGGUAGAGAAUCUUCAAUUCGAGUUCAGGCAUCUGUUAAUAAGAAACUGAGCACUAAAUCUGAAGAUAACAUCCAGAGGACUCAAAAUUCUCAGACACGACCACUACAGAUCUCUCAACAGUUGAACAGAGAUAACGCUAGCAGUUCUUCAAGGACUUCAGAUUCUUUAAGUCCUCGACUGGUACAGAGAAAGAAAGAAGCAGAAAGGAAGGCUAGGAAUACCUCCUUGCCAGAUUCUAGCAAGCCCCGGAGGCAGCCUCGACCACGACAUGAUUUUGGACAUAAAGGUGGCAAGCUUACAACUGAUUCAGUGCAUUAUUCAGUACCAUCAGAAGAUCAGACAAGCGAUUUUAGCAGUGACACAACAAGACAAAUUAGCCAGCAAGGAGAUGAAAUAUCUGUUCUUUCAGAUAGUAAUAUGAGUUCUGCAUCACAAGUAGACGUGGAAAUGACAAGUUCAGAUUGUUCCUUAGUGGCAGACUGUGGUUUGCAGACUUCACCUACAAUCUUUAACAAGAAAGUGAAGAAUGAGGAGGUGUCAUCAGUUCUGAAUGAUGAAAAAAGAUUGAUGGAAUUAGGAGGUGCACAGCCUGAAGGCCCUGAUCAGCCCAGUCCAGUUUCAGUCCUAGACCAAUCUUUUUACAAGGAGGAUACCAUGCCUUCACCUGUUCCAGUUUCAUGCCCCUUCCAAGGCAGCAAAAACCAAACAACAGAAGAUGUUCCAAGAGAAGAGAACCCAAAACCAUCUGCCAGCAUUUUCUUAUCCAGCCCCAGGAGGUCUCUCAACUUCACCUUGUCAAAGGAUCAUUGCAAUAAGUUGGCAAGCAUUGAAGACCUUGUUCAGAAGCUCCAGCGCCUCAAUUCAUCUCAUAAUGAGGUUGCCACAGAUUACAUAGCAUCUCUUUGUGAGAAAACAACCCCUGACCACAGAUAUGUUUCUGAGAUAUUAUUAGCAUCAGGUGUCCUACUGAAGGAUCUUACUGCAGAUGCAAAGACACCUACUCUGGCACACUCGUCUGGCUACCUGAUCAACCCUGACCUCUUCUUUGUCCUUGAGCAGACAAAAUCUAGUAGAACGUGUAAAGAUGAACCUGGGGAAACUGGGUUGCCUGACGAACAGAAGACUGAUCAUGAAAAAGUGCACAGACGAUUGAUCUUUGAUACUGUGAAUGAACUCCUUAUCAACAAGCUCCCUGUCUUGGAUGCAGAUCCGUGGCUUGGUUCAUCGAAGCUAUCAAUGAAAUCAUUGACUGGACAGCGGCUUCUGCAUGAAAUAUGUGCAGAAAUUGAUAAUCUUGCAGAAAAUCAUUCUAUUGAUGAUGAUGAUGAUGUGAUCUACAGUCUGACUUGUCAGCUGGAGAACUGGUGUGAUCAGCGGAAAGAUAUUUCUGCAGUUGUGCUGGAUAUUGAGAGGAUGAUAUUUAAGGAUUUAGUGGAUGAUAUAGUAAAUGGAAGUGGAUGGACUUCUAAGGCUGUGGAGAAGACAAGGCACUUGCGCCAAGCAGGAGCUAAGUAGGCCUAGUGCAGGAACAAGAGUGGAGUUUCAGUUAAUCCAGUCUAUCAGCUUCGUUUCCAUUUUCUUUUUAUUCUUUCACAGGGAUAUGCUUAUGUUCAUACAUGAUAUAUUUGUAAGUGGCUGUGAGAAUUGAAUAUAGAUAACAUUUUUCUA
Messenger RNA from Nymphaea colorata (pocket water lily), 4455 nucleotides. Its product is annotated as protein LONGIFOLIA 1-like. Gene Ontology annotation, biological process: regulation of monopolar cell growth. NCBI's taxonomy places the organism in Eukaryota, Viridiplantae, Streptophyta, Magnoliopsida, Nymphaeales, Nymphaeaceae. The transcript has 5 exons. The record is from RefSeq and is a predicted model, not a curated record. The coding region runs from base 1009 to 4302 and encodes 1097 amino acids.